GGCGCGGGGUGGUUAUUUUGACUUUUCAGCCCAAGAAAUCAGCUCUAAAGGUUGCAUAAAGACAAGAUGUUACAAGCGUGUGAUGAUCAAGUAGUUGACGGUCAAGAUUACGAUGACCAGGACGAUGAAUCAUUUUAUCAAGAUAUUGAUAUGCUGCAAAAUCACGGAAUCAAUGUUGCAGACAUCAAAAAAUUGAAAACCGCUGGAAUUUGUACUGUUAAGGGAGUUCAAAUGACCACAAGAAAGCGACUAUGUCAGAUCAAGGGUAUAUCUGAAGCAAAGAUGGAAAAGAUUAAGGAAGCAGCUACCAAGUUGAGUAAUGAUGGAUUUGUUACAGCACUCGAGUAUAGUGAUAUGAGAAAAAUGGUGUUUAGAGUCUCUACUGGGAGCAGUGAGUUGGACAAGCUGCUAGGAGGUGGUAUUGAAAGUAUGUCAAUAACAGAAGUUUUUGGAGAAUUCAGAACUGGAAAGACGCAACUGUCACACACCCUUUGUGUCACAGCUCAACUUCCAGGUCCAGGAGGCUACACAGGAGGAAAGGUUAUCUUUAUUGAUACAGAGAACACAUUCCGUCCAGAUCGACUGCGUGAAAUAGCAGAUAGGUUCAACCUAGAUCAGAAUGCUAUGUUAGACAACGUUCURUACUGUAGAGCAUAUACAAGUGAACAUCAGUUCGAACUUUUGGACAGUGUUGCUGCCAAGUUCCAUGAAGAAAUGGGUGUAUUCAAACUAUUAAUUGUGGACUCWGUAAUGGCGUUGUUCCGGGUUGAUUUCUCCGGGCGAGGUGAACUUGCAGACAGACAGCAAAAACUUGCGCAAAUGUUGUCAAAACUGCAAAAAUUAUCAGAAGAGUUCAAUGUUGCAGUUUUUAUAACUAAUCAGAUGACAGCUGAUCCUGGAGCAACGAUGAGUUUUCAGGCGGAUCCUAAAAAGCCUAUUGGAGGUCAUAUUCUCGCCCAUGCUUCGACAACUCGCAUUAGUCUCAGAAAAGGGAGAGGAGAGACUCGAAUCGCGAAAAUCUACGAUAGUCCUGACUUGCCAGAAAAUGAAGCAACAUUUGCGGUUACAUCUGGAGGUAUUGCCGACGCAAAGGAGUGAUUCAUGGCAAAUUAACUGUUUAGAUUAUUGUACACGUUCAAUUUUCAUUAUGCUUGAUAUCUUUCGGAUCAAGCUGAAGGUAACUUGACAAUGCCAUUGUGAAUAUUCGAUUCCYACGCAUAGGUAGGACCCUUGAUCGCGAGCGUUCAUGGCGUUGAUUUUUUGUAAAUGAAAUUCAGCCUUGAUUA
Molecule: messenger RNA, 1286 nt
Organism: Exaiptasia diaphana
Lineage: Eukaryota; Metazoa; Cnidaria; Anthozoa; Actiniaria; Aiptasiidae
Product: meiotic recombination protein DMC1/LIM15 homolog
Exons: 20
Coding region: 67-1098 (343 amino acids)
Biological process (GO): mitotic recombination; DNA repair; chromosome organization involved in meiotic cell cycle
Cellular component (GO): nucleus; condensed nuclear chromosome
Molecular function (GO): single-stranded DNA binding; ATP-dependent DNA damage sensor activity; double-stranded DNA binding
Source: RefSeq, a predicted model, not a curated record